Molecule: messenger RNA, 9240 nt
Organism: Mya arenaria
Lineage: Eukaryota; Metazoa; Mollusca; Bivalvia; Myida; Myidae
Exons: 23
Coding region: 142-7773 (2543 amino acids)
Source: RefSeq, a predicted model, not a curated record
AAAACAUAUCCUAAAUAUGAUAAACGCUCAUAAAUUUGUCUACACAUGCAAGUGCGCAGUUGUUUAAAAGCCAGUUUUAUUAAAUCUCAAAAUGGUUAAGACGAUGAUAAAUAGAUUAGAUACCAUUUAGAACUGCCAAAAAUGGCCAAAGAACUGAUAAUUUCGACUAUUUUAUGGGCCAUCUGCAUAUCCUGCACAGUAGGAAUAGAUGAUAAAGCUUUAGUAUGGACUUCGAAAAGCAGCGAAACAUACUUGACAGACAAGUUAAAUGAAUGGGUUGAAGACACGGACUAUCCAUGGACAAUUUAUAGCAUGAACAUGUCUAAACUUUCCAUGGGCUAUGGUUUGGCAGUGGACACCCACACUGGACAUGCAAUUAUCAGCGACCCCGGGAACAAUUUGCUUGUCAUCGUGGAUUUGAAUAAGGAAUUGGCAGCGUUUUUCUACGUUGGAACAUCCAAGGGGGUUGGCCAAGUAACUAUAGACUGGCGAGCCCGUAAUGUAUACUGGACAGACGCCGGGUUCGGCUGGAUAGCCAUGAAAGCGCUACCUAAAAACAUAACCUCUCACAACUCACUGGAUACCAGGAUGAAAGUUAUAGUUGACCAUCAGCUGGAAACACCAACAGGAAUCGUUGUACAUCCACAUAAAUAUUACCUGUUUUGGGCCGACGCGGGCAAGCAUCCAAAGAUUGAACGAUCCGACAUGACAGGGAAUGGCAGAAUAGUUAUUGUCUGGCAGGGCCUUAUCACCCCGCGGGCACUUGCCAUUGACAACCAAGGGGACAAACUCUUCUGGACGGACGAGGACAGGGAGACCAUAGAGUUCUGUAACUUUGACGGCACUGGCAGGAAUAUACUGAUUUCUAACGGCUUGCAAUACUACGGAAUAGAUGUUUAUCAGAGCUACGUAUUUUACUCGGCAUUCUAUCGCGAAACUGCCAACACUACAUACACCGGCUACAUACAUACAACCAACUGGAAAGAUCAGUCACACCGAGUGCUACAAAACAAAACUUUGUACCAUGUGGCAGUAUAUGACAGGGCGUCUCAACCACGAGAUCCGCUGGGAGAGAGGUGUGAGAACGCGUACACCAAUUGCAGCCAGAUAUGCAUACACGAAGACGAUAAUGGCAAUACUGCCUGUCUGUGCCUAGAUGGAUAUGAUUUGGACAGAUUCCAAGGACGAGCAUGUUAUGAUGGAGGCUAUAACGUAGAGAGACACCUUCUUUUUACCAACUCUCACUCUAUUUGCGCUAUCGCCAUCAACGCUUUCACCGCCCACGACUCAAUCAAGGGGUUCCCCUACAACUGCAGUGUGAUAAGGGGCUCGUACGGAGAGAUCACAAGAUUUUCAAUUGAUACAGCAGGGCGGAACAUAUUUUUCACCAAUAGCACGCACAUCCUUAUGCAAACACCAUUUCUUUCCGAAAAACGAACGGUUUAUAGUUCAAAUGGAACGAAAAUUACCGAUAUGGAUUUUGAUUGGCUGACCCGCACUUUGUACUGGAUCGAAAGCGACUCAUCUGCAUUACAUUUUAUCAAGCCCUACUCAACAGAGACGUCUAUCAAACUCAAGAAAUUAAGAGAAAAUGGACAGCUGACAAACUUGGCAGUAGAUCCACUCAACAGGAAAAUAUAUUUCGUGGUAAGAAGCAGAGACGACUCAUUCGAGCUUAAUGUCUAUGACGCUGCUACCGAAACUGUAACUACAGUGGAGGUUAACAAUUUGCGAAGACCAACUGACCUCGAGUACGACCGACUUCAGGAAAGGCUAGUCUGGAAUGAUGAUGGUGGGUUCAUAGGCUUUCUUGCUCUCGGUGACAGAAAACAGAUACCAAAAGUGGAAACAAACGGAGGCAAGAAACGCCAUGCAAUAACGCCAUAUAAACAAUUUAUCUUCUCUUCUACUGAGGAGGCUAAGCGCCAAUUUGAUGUGCUGUAUGAAGGUGACCAGUCCAUGAUUUACACGAGCUUUUCGUCAAUCUACGACACAUUCGUCCAUGACAUGCAUGUAUACGAUAAAACGCUUCAACCAUCAGAAACGGGUCCAUGUGACGUACGUAACGGUGGAUGCCAGCAUUAUUGCAUUUCAAAUGCGACAGAAGAGUGUGCUUGCAAAGUUGGGUAUAUUUUGUCCAACGAGAAGAACUGCACCACAAGAAAACUGGAUUCCGAAUAUUUCAUCAUUCUUGACCAAAUUCACGGACGUCUUUUUCAAGCGACCAAAACAGACUUUUCGUCAGAGGUGUAUGCUGUGGACAUACACACAGACAACGCUCCUGUGUCACUGGCGUUUGACAGUGACUCGUCUACGAUUGCAUGGGUUGAUGAGUCGAUUACCAGAACAGUGAAAGUCAAGAAGCUUGGACAAAAUGAUGAAAGAAUUGUCGAAUUUAAUAUGAUGGAAAACGGUUAUGUGGCUAUUGACUCCUCUACCGGUAAUGUCUACGUUUUGUCGGCAAACAAAAUAAAUGUGAUCAACGAGAAUGGAAAAGUACAUGAACUUGUUGAUGAUUCGCUGACCGAAAACAUAGAAAUGAAGACUAUCGCGCUGCUAUCUUCACAUGGAAAAAUGGCCUGGAUAGCCACACAGACUGGUAGAUGGAUGAUCUUCUUGGCCAACAUGGAUAGAACCAACAGAAAACUAGCGAUACAGUCUGAGAGUAUGAUUGACGAUCUAAUUUUCGAUGUAGAAACAGGUGACAGUCUUUAUUGGUGUGAAGCUAAGACUGACAAGGUCGGAAGAUAUGCCAUUGAGACAAGGCAGGAGAAAAUGGUGUAUUCCGAUGGCGGACUGCAACCUAUAGCGUUAGACGUGGCGGGGGAGUAUGUUUACGUCGUCCCAUACAGAGGAAGGAGAAUCGUACGAAUGUCCAAGUCAGAUGGAAGUGGGCAAAAGACUGUGUUUGAGAACCCUUUGCUUGGAUCCCUUAACAACUUCUUCGUCUCUCACUCUGGUCCGCUUUCUGUCCAUUCCCAAUGUGGUGAAUGCAAUGGUCAGUGUAGCGAUAUCUGCCUACCAGACGGAGUGGACGGGCGGACGUGCGCCUGUGAUCUUGGAGAUGAACUAAACGACGCUACCAACUGCAGGAAGUCCUCAAGAUGUCCGGUAGUGGAGGAAGAAUCGAUAUCCGUUUUGGAUGACUGUUGCCCUGAACAACCAGACGCUCUGUGCAAGGUCACGUGUGCGGACGGAUUCACGCAAGUCUCGCCCUACAAACUCAAAUGCCAGCCUACAGGCUGGAAUGCCUCGAUCGAGGAAUUAUGUACGGAAGGAUCAAAGCCGCCGAACACUUGGCUAAUGAUUGGCAUUGCGAGUUUCGCUUUGGUUUUAGUGGUUAUUGCAGUCGUGGCCUUCAUUAUACACAGGAAAAGAUCUUCUAAGUUCGACCGUCUCGAUGAACAAUACGUAGUUGCGUAUCGUCAUGAUAUUUUGGCCUAUGAUAGUGACCAUGUUUACGACCCGGCGAACGCGAUUGCUCGCAACAAAAGUGCAGAUAGAAAUUCAAGAGUGCAGAGCGAAUGCUAUGCUGAUCUAGACGAGACAGUGAUUUUGGCAGAAAGUGUGGAUCUUCCAACGAAACACGAAAAACAAAGCAGGGGCAGAAAUGACUACCAUCCUUUCCCUACAUCGCAGAUAGUACCUCCAAACCUACCCGACCGAGAAAAAACCGCUCCGUUAAUGGAUGUCCAAAAAAGUCUAUCGAAAGGGUUGUCCUAUGUGUCGUUUGAUUCAAAUGUCUAUGACAUUUCAAUUGAUGAUCAGUAUGACCGACUUGGAUCAAACAGAUUGUCGAGGUCUCUAAAAGUAGCCUCUGGUUAUGGUUCUACACAAAACGUAUCCAUGCGUGGACAAUCUAUUAACGAAGGACCUGCAAAUCCCCAAAAUCAUUAUUCCACACUAUUAAAGUACAAGAAAGAUAAUGAGUUCUCUGCGUUUGCGAAUGACAAUGAAGGUUUUUCUAAUAAGCAAUCCGCUUCUUUCGUCAAUCCUUCGUUUGAAGACGAUGAAUGCACUUGUGGAGUAGUAGAAUUCACAGAAGAGUCAUCUGUUCCACAUCAAGCUAAUUUUGUGAUCAAUGGCGGCGAAACCGAAUUCAACGACGAGACUGAUUAUAUGGAGGCAAGUGACAGCAAGGACAUGGAAUAUUUGAGCAACGAGAAACGAUGGAGGCGUAAAAAUACUUAUCAUCCGUUUCCAGGUCCUCUUGAUAAUUCAACUAGUGAAGAACAGUCUUUCAAGAAACAAAAUUCAAGAUCGGGUAACGACUGUCAGCAACGCAAUGAUUUGCCAGUCAUUGAUGAAAAAACAGGAAGCAACAGGGGACAAAAUGUUUAUCAUCCAUUUCCCAGUUCUGAAGAUCUCUCUCGUGAUUUAUCUACCGAAGGAACGGAGUUCCAUGUAAACGCCACAAUUGCAACAGGUGUAAAUCAUGUGAAAGAGAUUGAAACUGACGAUUAUAUGAAGCCACUAGAUUAUCAGCAUGGGAUGGUUAAAGAAACAAAACUUCUUGAGCGAAGGUUACAGAAUCAUGACCGAUCACACAACCACUAUCACCCUUUCCCAUCAUCUGAAUGUUUAUCGACUUUCUCACCUGAUAAUGACCCAGAUAGUAAUUACGAAAACCCUAAUUUUGUGGAAGAUGAUAACUUAACAGAACGACACGGCGGGGAAGCAGGCAAGCCUCACAAAUUUAGCGACCCAUCAACUGUUGAUAUACAGCGUGUACUUGACAGUAUGCAUCCCGCUUGCCAAAAACCUGACUGUUCAUCAAACGUAGAUGCAGCAGAUAAUAUCAGAAUUUCAAAGCAUGACAGCAAUUACCAGCUUCCCGAUGACUAUUUUGACGGAUAUGUUGAGGAUAACUUGCAUCCACCUAGCAUCCCAGAUUCAAAAAAUAAUUUGACAAUUCAAAAUCAUUCGCAUGAAACGAACAGCAUGAUUCCAAGAGAAAACGUACGUUGUAAUGAAUCCCCGCAAAAUGCUAAGGACUUAGGUCUUAAUCCGAUAAGUAAAAGAUGUGUUCCUGUAGGUGAAAGUUUCUCACUAAAAUCACAGUCGUCCGCUGACUAUUUAGAUAUGACAGUUAUCGAACAAGGACGUUUCUCCAAUGUCAAUGAGCAUAUUCAACCUGGUAACAAACAAAUAAAAGGACACAAAAGACAAAAUCAUAAACAAGUUUACCUUUCAGAUGAUGAUGACGAUGACUAUUUAACACCAGUUCCUGGUGGAAAAACGGGCACUAAAGCAGAAAACAUCGAUUCAAAUAUUUUUUCAGAUGAAGGAUCAGACGAUUAUUUGACACUCGUAGUUAACACAGAAGCUAGAGAUGGAAAGGGCAUUGAAAUGCAACAGCAUAUUGACCAUAAGCACCAAAACAAUUCUAAAAAUAAAGUGGCGAAAAAUUCAAAUAUGACUGACAAAACUAAUGAUUACAUACCUAUGGAUAAAUACAGAUUAGAAACGGAACCUGAAUUCAAAGCUAAUGCUGCAGCCGAGAGAGAAAAUAUUAUUCCAAUGAAACAAAACAUACAUGAUAUCAAACAUUACCAAGAAGGUUACUCGUGUUUGGAGAAUAACAAAAAAUCAAGCGAUGAUGAUUAUUUCGCAAUGGAUCGAUUCAGAGCAAAGACAUAUCAUAAUCCGAAACUGAUGCAUUCUUUAGCAGCGGAUAAUGAAAACGUCGAGAGAGAGAAUGGUGCUUCAGUUGGUCAUAAUGAAAAUGUCGAUGGAAAGUGGUGUAUUUCAACGAACAAAAGAAAGGCAGAAAUGGGGCCUUUCCAAAAUCAAAAUUCCUACAUGGAAGCAGAGGCUGCCCAUGAUGAAAUGGAUGAUUAUUUACCGAUGAAAACCUCAAUAUCAGAAACCGACGAUAACAGAGGGGACGAUUAUUUACCUAUGAACAGUUCAAAAGCAGAAGCCGAUAAUAACGAAGGGGACGAUUAUUUACCGAUGAAGGGUUUAAAAGCAAAAGCCGAUGGUAACGAAGGGGACGAUUAUUUACCGAUGAACAAAUUCGAAUCGCAAGCUGAUGAAAACGAAGGGGACGAUUAUUUACCGAUGAAUAGUUCAAAAGCAAAAGCCGAUGAUAAUGAAGGGGACGAUUAUUUACUGAUGAACAGGUCAAAAGCGAAAGCCGAUGCUAACGAAGGGGACGAUUAUUUACCGAUGAACAGCUUAAAAGCAGAAGCUGAUGCUAACGAAGGGGACGAUUAUUUGCCAAUGAACAGCUUAAAAGCAGAUGCCGACAAUAACGAAGGGGACGAUUAUUUACCGAUGAACGGUUUAAAAGCAGAUGCCGACAACAACAAAGGAGACGAUUAUUUACCGAUGAACAGGUCAAAAGCAGAAGCCGAUGCUAACGAAGGGGACGAUUAUUUACCGAUGGACGGUUUAAAAGCAGAAGCCGCAAAUAACGAAGGAGACGAUUAUUUACCGAUGAAGGGUUUAAAAGCAGAAGCCGAUGCUGACGAAGGGGACGAUUAUUUACCGAUGAACAGGUCAAAAGCAGAAGCCGAUGCUAACGAAUGGGACGAUUAUUUACCUAUGGACGGUUUAAAAGCAGAAGCCGCAAAUAACGAAGGAGACGAUUAUUUACCGAUGAAGGGUUUAAAAGCAGAAGCCGAUGCUGACGAAGGAGACGAUUAUUUACCGAUGAACAGGUCAAAAGCAGAAGCCGAUGCUAACGAAGGGGACGAUUAUUUACCGAUGGACGGUUUAAAAGCAGAAGCCGCAAAUAACGAAGGAGACGAUUAUUUACCGAUGAAGGGUUUAAAAGCAGAAGCCGAUGCUGACGAAGGGGACGAUUAUUUACCGAUGAACAGGUCAAAAGCAGAAGCUGAUGCUAACGAAUGGGACGAUUAUUUACCUAUGGACGGUUUAAAAGCAGAAGCCGCAAAUAACGAAGGAGACGAUUACUUACCGAUGAAGGGUUUAAAAGCAGAAGCCGAUGGUAACGAAGGGGACGAUUAUUUACCGAUGAAUAGUUCAAAAGCAAAAGCCGAUGAUAACGCAGGGGACGAUUAUUUACCGAUGAACAGCUUAAAAGCAGAAGCUGAUGCUAACGAAGGGGACGAUUACUUACCGAUGGACGGUUUAAAAGCAGAAGCCGCAAAUAACGAAGGGGACGAUUACUUACCAAUGAAGGGUUUAAAAGCAGAAACCGACAAUAACGAAGGGGACGAUUAUUUACCAAUGAAGGAUUUAAAAGCAGAAGCCGACAAUAACGAAGGGGAAGAUUAUUUACCAAUGAAGGUUUUAAAAGCAGAAGCCGACAAUAACGAAGGGGACGAUUAUUUACCGAUGAAUGGUUUAAAAGCAGAAGCCGACAAUAACGAAGGGGACGAUUAUUUACCGAUGAAUGGUUUAAAAGCAGAAGCCGACAAUAACGAAGGGGACGAUUAUUUACCAAUGAAGGAUUUAAAAGCAGAAGCCGACAAUAACGAAAGGGACGAUUAUUUACCAAUGAAGGAUUUAAAAGCAGAAGCCGACAAUAACGAAGGGGACGAUUAUUUACCGAUGAAGGGUUUAAAAGCAGAAACCGACUAUAACGAAAGGGACGAUUAUUUACCGAUGAAUGGUUCAAACGCAGAAUCCAAUGCUUACGAAGGGGGUGAUUAUUUACCGAUGAAGGGUUUAAAAUCAGAAGCCGAUGCUAACGAAGGGGACGAUUAUCUACCGAUGAACGGUUUAAAAGCAGAAGCCGAUGCGAACGAAGGGGACGAUUAUUUACCGAUGUACGGUUUAAAAGCAGAAGCCAAUACCAACUAAGGGGACGACUGUUUACCAAUGAAGGGUUUAAAGACAAAAGCCAAUAUUAACGAAGGGGACGAUUAUUUACCAAUGAACGGUUUAAAAGGAGGAGCCAAUCUUAACGAAGGGGACGAUUAUCUACCCAUGAACGGUUUAAAAGAAGGAGCCGAUGCUAACGAAGGGGACGAUUAUUUACCAAUGAACGGUUUAAAAACAGAGAAAGAAUCCAGAAAGCCUUACGUUAAAACGAAAUGCCCUACAGAGGACUCUGAGGAUUCAAAUGACUGUAGUAAUUACCUAUCAAUGGAUCAAUAUAAUGCACACUGUUGAAUACCUUACACUUUGUUUUGGAAAAGGGAUCUGAUUAGUUUUUGCACCAGGGACAUCAACUGCGAGCUUAUGUGCUUGACGAAUCAGCGAUCUAUGAUAACGUAAUUCAAACAUCAUACCUUAGCAUUCGAAGGUGAAUGUUUUAUGACCUGUUUUCUAUCAUAUAAACUAGAAAUAAACCAAUUAUGUUUGUUUUAUUGAAAACGUACGUAUUAAUCGUAUUUCAGCUGUAAUUUAAUCAUACAGCUAAGCCUAUCUUGUGUAAAUAUGGAGUUUUCACUAUAUUUAAACGUGUACAAUUACUAUUAUGGAAGUCAAGUGCUCAUUUGUGAAGAUAAAAUUUCUAUAACAAUUAUGUGUCUCGUAAAGUGGUUAUAUGGCCUUGUUCCAUGUGCCUUAAAUACCAUGAUUUCGGUCAAAUGUUCUUGGCUUGAUCUUAAUUUUUAUUAUUUUACUUGUAUCUAAUUCUCAUGUAUACAUUCAAACAACAAAUGCCCGUAAUAUAACGACGAUGCAACCCCUAUAUGGACCAUAAACAACGUCAACAAAUGUCAAACAGUGAUAGAAAAAUUUAAUUUGAAACACCAUUUCUCUGUGAGAACAUCCGUUCUAUAGUUCAGUCAUACGCACAUUGUUCACAGUCCAUCAUCAAGUUAUACCUUGUUUUCGAUUUAAGGCUUAUAUAUUCGUGGGACAUAUAUGUUUAAUUCUAUCAAUUAUUAAUACAUUAUAGAACAAGAAUAUGGUUAUUGCCAUGCAAACUAAUAUAAACCCCCAGUAGACUUGUUUCACUUACCAUUUCAUUGCGGUAAUCCCAUCGUUUAACUGUAAAGCAAUUUUGGAUGAGGGUAUGGUUUGUUUGAACUAUUGUGUUUGUAUUUGUGUUUGUUGUGUUUUGUCUUUGUAAUGUGUAUGUGAUGUUAAUAAUUAUGUUUGUGUUUAUAGUUCGUUGUCAUUUUGGCCCUUGUCUGUGCUCCUAAACAGGGCUUAUUUUUGAUUUUUCGACUUCAGGGAUUGGCCCUGUAGUUUUGGUUGUAUUGUAUUUUCUUGGAAUACACAUAUGUUAUAUUGCAAUUUCACUCCACAUGUUUGUAUACUGUUUAAUAAGAAAUAAAUAUUGCUUACUUGGUAUCAUUCCAGCAAGUCAUACGUCUA